CAGGAGCUCUGUAGCUAGCCACGCCUUUCUUGGCCGUAUCCUCACCGUGCGGUGUACGGACCGUCACGUCCAAAGAAGCGAGAAACCGUUUGCUUCAUCUUACUAAAAUGCUGCGGCGACAGGCGAGGCUACGUCGUGAGUACCUCUACCGUAAGUCACUGGAGGACAAGGAGAGAAGCAUCCUCGAGCGGAAGAGAAAACUCAGGGAUGCUUUAGAAGGGGGGCGUGUCAUUCCCACGGAGCUCCAGAAAGAUGCACUGGAACUUAGGAAGGCCAUGAAAUAUGAUGAUGACGAGAGAGAAGACCUAGCGGCUGCCACUCACAUGGACGAUGAGUACGUCUGGGCCGGAGUGGAGGACCCAAAGAUAGUGGUCACCACCUCACACGACCCCAGCUCUCGUCUCAAACAGUUUGCCAAGGAGCUGAGGCUGAUCUUCCCCAAUGCCCAAAGGCUCAACAGGGGAAACUAUGUCAUGUCGCAACUCGUGCAGGCAUGCGUCGCCAAUGACGUCACUGAUCUAAUUAUCAUCCAUGAACACAGGGGUGACCCAGAUGGCCUGGUGGUGUGCCACCUCCCGCACGGGCCCACAGCCUCCUUCUCUCUGUCCAACACCGUCACACUCUGCUUUCUAUGCAGACAUCAUGUGUACAAGAAGAGUGGUGCUAAAGAUGUGGAAUUGAAGGAAGUUGGUCCAAGAUUUGAAAUGAAGUUGUAUGAGAUAAAGCCGGGGACAGUGGACCAGGCUGAGGUGGACGUAGAAUGGAGACUCAGACCGUUCAUGAACACUGCUAAGAAGAGAUACAAGCUCAAUACUGAGUGACAGUUCAAUCACCAUCAAUGUGUUCACAUCAUCAGAGAGUCGGUAGACUCUCUAUAGCUAUAUAGGGACGACGCGGGUGAAAUCUCACGUGAUCCGCGUACAAAACGACUAAAAACUCGGUGAGAAUCACUCCCUAGGCCUUCAAAACAUACUAGCAAUAGUCUAGAGGCCAGUACCUAGCUAUACAUAUGCCCCAAGACUUCCUACGUGCCCUCAGUUCCCCACGAGAGAA
Messenger RNA from Geodia barretti, 1053 nucleotides. Lineage: Eukaryota; Metazoa; Porifera; Demospongiae; Tetractinellida; Geodiidae. The record is from the annotation of a GenBank genome assembly.